Messenger RNA from Diabrotica virgifera virgifera (western corn rootworm), 2024 nucleotides. Its product is annotated as protein FAM177A1. The transcript has 3 exons. The coding region runs from base 108 to 560 and encodes 150 amino acids. Lineage: Eukaryota; Metazoa; Arthropoda; Insecta; Coleoptera; Chrysomelidae. The record is from RefSeq and is a predicted model, not a curated record.
UCACUGUCACGAUUACACUGUCAGUGUCAAAAUUGUAAAGUGAAUGAAAAAAAGAAGUCAGUCAAUUUAGUUUAUACAUUUUUGUAGUUAAAAUCAACAACUUCAAAAUGGUAUUAAUUCGCCCAGAAGAAAAUCAGAUCUCUAGCGAAGCAGAAGGACAAGUCGCUGCAGUUAGAGUAAAAGCUCCGAAAAGGAUUUUGCAUUUUUCAGAUGGAAUCUUAGAGGAAUACAGCACAGAUGAAGAAGACAACACUGAUAGUAUAAAAAAUCAACCUCUUGUUGAUCCAUCUACCUUGACAUGGGGACCUUGGUUUUGGUAUAAGGCUUGGCGUGCAGGAAAUACAACUUUAGGCGCUAUGGAUACGGCAGGAGAAUUUCUUGCGUCACUUUUUGGCAUUACCACUCCAAGAUACUAUUUCGAACUUGAAGAGUACAAGAGAAGGGAAGACCAGAAGAGAAGACAGCACGAUAAAGAAGCUGGUUGGUCACAACCAUCCGGUUCCAGUGUUUCUGUCCCCUUGAAAGAUAUGGGUGGAGCCAACAAACCAAUUGAUGUUUAAACCAAGUGUUCAAAAAUUGGAAGCUUGUAACAUGUACCUCAAAAAGAUAUAUUUACUCAAAGUGUUUUAAGUGUUUUUAUUAUACAGGGUUGCGAAAAAGUCUGGCAACACGGUUAUUUCUCCGAAACCGCUAGAAGGAUUUUUAUAGAUUUUGGUGGGUAAGGGUCUUCUAAUGCGGCCGAUAUUAUAGUGUCAAUUACAUUGUUGUCAAGUCUUCCGUUUUUCUGGAAAUCUAAUGAACUAUCUUAUUUCAAAUGGAACACGCUGUAUAUAUUUUGCGUUUUGAAGUCCUUAAGAAAUACUGAUUAUUUUUCAUGUUAUAUUCCCUAUACCUAAAUGCCAUAAUUUCGGAGUUAAUGAUACAUUUAUUAAAAAAAAUUUAAACAAAUUAUAAAACUCAAUUUUUUCGGCCCGUGUAGACAUUAUUUUAGGUUCUUUGCAUCAUUGGGAACAAAAAAGGUCUGUUGUAAUUUUUCUCUAAAGUUAAUAGUUUUCGAGUUAUAUACAAAAAAAAACGGAAAAUGACGAUUUUUAAGGUUUAAGUUCCUAAAUUCAAGCCUGAAUCUUCAUCUAUCAGCUACCUUUAAGAAUUUUUUUCACGUUUUAUCCUAAAUCAUUGUUUUUUUAAUUAUUAAUGAAGCGCAUAUGAGAGGACGGGCAAUCGGGCUGCAUUGACAACUAAAAAACAAUACUUUAAAAUGAAAUAGGAUCAAAUUUCUUAUCAGUAUCUGAUAAAAUAAGGUUUGAACUUGAAUUUAGGCACUUCGUAGUUUUAAAAAUAAUAUUUUUUACUUGUGUUUUUGAACCUAGAAAAUCGUUAUUUUUCGAUUUUUUUCAGUUUUAAAUUGUUUAUAACUCAGAAACGAUUAACUUUAUAGGAAAAUAAUUACAAAGGAUCUUUUUUGUUCCCAGUGAUCCAAAGAACCUAAAAUAUUGUCUAUCCGGGCCAAAAAAAUUGAUUUUCAUAAUUUGUUUAAAAAUUUUUUUUUUAAUAAAUGUAGCAAUAACUCCGUAAUUAUGGCAUUUAGGUAUAGUAAAUAUAACAUGAAAAAUAAUAGAUAUUUCUUAAGGACUUCAAAACGCCAAAAAUAUACAGGGUGUUGUAUUUGAAAUAAGAAAGUUCAGUAGAUUUCCAGAAAAACGGAAGAUUUGACAACAAUGCAAUUACCACUCUAAUAUCGGCCGUAUUAGAAGACCCAUACCCACCAAAAUCUAUAUAAAUCGUUUUAGCGGUUUCCGAGAAAUUACCGUGCUGUUAGACGUCUUCGCAACCCUGUACGUUGUUCAAAAUAUUGAUAUGUUAAGGAUUUAUUUAUGAAUGGUAUAUGCAUUGUUAAAGUAUUGCGUAUUCUAACAUUUGCAGAAGUAAUUAAGAGUAUAGCUUUAUAUUGAGAAUUAGCGGUAAUCUGUAUUAUUUGUAUUUGUCAUUUUUUUAUUAAUAUAAAUAUUAUUAACUAUUUAAAA